UGUGAAUAGUCGAUACAGAAAAGCUGUAACGAUCACGAAUGACCGUUGGUGGGCGGGUAUCAAGCUAGGGAGGAGGGGAAAGGAUCUGGACUGUUGCCUGGCGUCACAUGAUUUCUGACUGAAGGUGAAGUGUUUAUUUGCCCCUCGCGAAAAUGUUGUGUUCGAAAGUCCGUUCACUUUCCAGGGUCUUUGCAGUGGUCACCUCUGGAGUCGGGAGAUAUUCUGCGGCUGCAGCACUUCCAGCUCCAAACACCCAGCCAGAUGUUUACUAUGAUAAGAUCUUUAUCAACAAUGAAUGGCAUGAUGCUGUCAGUAAGAAAACAUUCCCAACCAUUAACCCUUCCACAGGGGAAAUCAUCUGCCAGGUUGCCAGGGGCGACCAGGAUGAUGUGAAUAAAGCAGUGAAGGCAGCAAAAGAAGCAUUUAGGUUUGGAUCUCCAUGGCGAUUAAUGGAUGCAUCACAAAGAGGGGUCCUUAUAAACCGUUUAGCUGAUCUCAUUGAGCGUGAUCGAGCAUAUUUGGCAUCAUUGGAGACGUUGGACAAUGGAAAACCAUACCACACAGCCUACAUGGCAGACCUAAAUUUGGUUAUCAAAUGUCUCAGGUACUAUGCAGGCUGGGCCGAUAAAUACCAUGGUAAAACCAUCCCUCUAGAUGGAAACUACUUCUGUUAUACACGCCAUGAGCCAGUUGGGGUGUGUGGGCAAAUCAUCCCAUGGAAUUUCCCACUGUUGAUGCAGGCCUGGAAGCUUGGACCCGCACUAGCAACUGGAAAUGUGGUGGUGAUGAAAGUGGCAGAGCAGACCCCAUUAACAGCGCUUUAUGUAGCAAAUUUAAUCAAGGAGGCAGGAUUUCCACCAGGGGUUGUGAAUAUUAUUCCUGGUUUCGGAGAAACUGCGGGAGCUGCCAUUGCCUCUCAUAUGGAUGUUGAUAAAGUUGCAUUCACGGGAUCCACUGAGGUUGGUCACCUGAUCCAGCAGGCUGCAGGAAAAAGUAAUUUGAAGAAGGUGACACUGGAACUUGGAGGAAAAAGCCCAAAUAUUAUCCUUUCUGAUGCUGAUCUUGAUCAUGCAGUUGAGGAGUCCCAUACAGCUCUAUUCUUUAACCAAGGACAAUGUUGCUGUGCCGGAUCUCGUACGUAUGUUCAAGAGUCUAUCUAUGAUCGAUUUGUAGAGCAAAGUGUGGAAAGAGCCAAACUUCGGACUGUGGGAGAUCCAUUUGACUCCAAGAAUGAGCAGGGGCCACAGGUAGAUGAGGAGCAAUUCAACAAAAUUCUGGGAUACAUCAGUCGUGGAAAAAAGGAAGGAGCCAAACUGCUUUGUGGGGGAGGAGUGGCAGCAGACCGUGGGUUCUUUAUCCAACCAACUGUGUUUGGAGAUGUGAAGGAUGAUAUGAUUAUUGCUAGGGAGGAGAUCUUUGGACCAGUGAUGCAGAUUCUGAAGUUUAAGACAAUGGAGGAGGUGAUUGAGCGAGCAAAUGAUUCUGUGUAUGGACUUGCAGCUGCAGUGUUUACCAAUGACAUCAACAAGGCUAACUACGUGUCUCAGGGACUACGCGCAGGAACUAUCUGGAUAAAUUGUUAUGAUGUGUUUGGAGCUCAAGCUCCAUUUGGUGGAUACAAAGCUUCGGGCAAUGGACGGGAACUUGGAGAAUAUGGACUGGAAGCAUACACAGAAGUAAAGACUGUGACACUAAAGGUCCUCCAGAAGAACUCUUAAGACCGACCACUAGCUUUUUGAGUGCCCUUUCAGCCUUCAGUGUGGAAUUACAAAGAAUAGAACAUUUAAACUAAUGACAGCAAUCUUUGAAACGUGUCAAGAAAAUUGAUUGUAUUGUCAACAGUGCUAAAUGAUGAUUAAUGCCAUAAUGACCGUUACCUCUUAAUUAACUAAAAUAUUUAAGUGCUAAGCAUGCAAACUAAUAUCAUUUGAGUUCCAGCUAAUGAGUUGCACUUGCAUUUAGUUACAGUUUAAUACAGGCAAAUUAAGGGUUGAUUUGCAGUAACUGAUCGAUUAGUACCAAAAUAUUAAUUAUGCUUUUUUCUGCAGCUCAUUUGGUAAUGUUGCUUUCUUGGACACAAAUUAAAUAGUCAACUAGUUAAACAUUAAGAAUUCUAGUAGUUUUGUUUAUUCCUUUUUUAAAAAAUCUUGUACUUUGAAUUAAAGAAUCCAUCCAUUUGUAACAAUGGCAGAAGAUUUCCUUGCCAAAAGCUGCAGCUCCGUAUUAUUGGCGUACGUGGCAUCAAUGAGAUGGAACAGCUUUUGACAGACUAAUUAUUUGUGCAAUAUUAGAGAUUUGUUUAAAAUUUUAUAUCAUAAAAUUCCAAUGUACAGCAUGAAAUAAAGCAGAUUUAAUUACAUAA
This is a messenger RNA of Stegostoma tigrinum, 2362 nucleotides long. Its product is annotated as aldehyde dehydrogenase, mitochondrial-like. Gene Ontology annotation, molecular function: aldehyde dehydrogenase (NAD+) activity. The record is from RefSeq and is a predicted model, not a curated record. NCBI's taxonomy places the organism in Eukaryota, Metazoa, Chordata, Chondrichthyes, Orectolobiformes, Stegostomatidae. Bases 153 to 1718 code for a protein of 521 amino acids. The transcript is spliced from 14 exons.